Molecule: messenger RNA, 1884 nt
Organism: Bufo gargarizans (Asiatic toad)
Lineage: Eukaryota; Metazoa; Chordata; Amphibia; Anura; Bufonidae
Product: gastrula zinc finger protein XlCGF26.1-like
Exons: 2
Coding region: 81-1481 (466 amino acids)
Biological process (GO): regulation of transcription by RNA polymerase II
Molecular function (GO): RNA polymerase II cis-regulatory region sequence-specific DNA binding; DNA-binding transcription factor activity
Source: RefSeq, a predicted model, not a curated record
GCGAUCCCCCGUGUAAGAGUGAGGUGGAGGAGGACAUUCCAGGAGAUGUCACCACAGAUAAUCCCUCUGACGGAAACUUCAUGUUAUCACUAAGUUAUGAAGCAGAAGAUGAAGAUAUCAUGCAGCGCUCUUCAGGAGAAAACUUAAUUAACAUUAAUGUACAUCCAGGACUUUACAGUACAGAUCUGUCAUAUAAUCCGGAACCUUCUCCUCACCAAUCACAGAUUGUUACCCCAAAUACAGUUCAUAAAGGGGGUGAAAGAUUUCACUAUCAUAUUGGGGAAAAGUCAUACACCUGUUCAGAAUGUGGGAAGUGCUUUAUAGCUAAUUCAAGUUAUGUUAGACACAAGAGGAUUCACACAGGAGACACACCAUAUUCAUGUUCAGUAUGUGGAAAAUGUUUCACAAAUAAAUCGGAUUUUUUUGCGCAUGAGAGAAUUCACAAAGGAGAGAAACCAUUUCCAUGUUUAGAAUGUGGGAAAUGUUUCACAAUUAAAUCACAUCUUGUUAGACAUGAGAGAAUUCACAAAGGAGAGAAACCGUAUUCAUGUUCAGAAUGUGGGAAAUGUUUUACAGAUAAAUCAAGUCUUGGAAGACAUGAGAGAUGUCACACAGGAGAAAAGCCAUUUUCAUGUUCAAAAUGUGGGAAAUUUUUUACAAAUAAAUCAUAUCUAGUUAGGCAUGAGAGAAGUCACACAGGUGAGAAGCCGUAUUCAUGUUCAGAAUGUGGGAAGUGUUUUCUAGAUAAAUCAUAUCUGGUUCUACAUGAAAGGAGAAAUCACAGAAGAGACAAGCCAUAUUCAUGUUCAGACUGUGGAAAGUGCUUCAUUAUUAAAGCUAAACUUAGGGAUCAUCAGAGAAUUCACUCAGGAGAGAAACCAUAUUCAUGUCUAGAAUGUGGGAAAUGCUUUGCAAAUAAAUCAAAUCUUCUUAGACAUGAGAAAAGUCACACAGGAGAGAAACCAUAUUCAUGUUCAGAAUGUGGGAAAUGUUUUAUUACUAAACCCAAACUUAGAGACCAUCAGAAAAUUCACACAGGAGAGAAACCGUAUUCAUGUUCAGAAUGUGGGAAAGGUUUUAUUACUAAACCCAAACUUAGAAACCAUCAGAGAAGUCACACAGGAGAUAAACCUUAUUCUUGUCCAGAAUGUGGGAAAUGUUUUAUUUUCAAAGCCAAUUUUGAAGACCACCAGAGAAUUCACACAGGAGAAAAACCAUAUUCAUGUUCAGAGUGUGGGAAAGGUUUUAUUAUUAAAGCCAGUCUUAAAGAUCAUCAGAGGAUUCACACAGGAGAAAAACCAUAUUCCUGUUCAGAAUGUGGAAAGGGUUUUAUUAGUAAAGCCAGUUUUAAAUACCAUCAGAGAAGUCACACAGGUGAUAAACCAUAUUCAUGCCCAGAAUGUAUGAAGUGUUUCGCAGAGAAAUCAAGUCUUGUUAGACAUAAGAGAAUUCACACAGGAGAGAAGUCACACAGGAGAUGAACUGUAUGUUCAGAAUGUGAGAAAUGUUUUAUUACUAAAACCAUCCUUAGAGACCAUCAGAGAAGUCACACAGGGGAGAAGCAUUUUUGCUGUUCUGGAAAAUGUUUUACAAAUAAGUACAAUUUGUAAACUCAAAAUAUAUUUGCCUCAUAUUUAUCAUUGUAUCAUAGUUUAUGUAUAGAUAUUGCAUUUUGUGUGCUGUUAUGGUCUGUUUUUCUCUGUAAUUAAAGCUAUGUACAUCUGUGUAUCUGUUUUCUCCUAUCAUGCAGGAUGUGUUUAUCAUUUUUGUGUCUGGGAUUUUUGUCUCUGUAGUAUAUAUUGGAGGUCUGGCCACCUCCAGGUCUGAAUGCACUCCAAUCAUAAGAGAAAAUUAUAUAACUAAGACUGUUCCUAAAAAACAAAA